AUGACCACCAACCUGUCACUGCAUGGCACUUUCAUCGAUUUCAGGGAAUUCGUUUGCAGCAAUCAUUCGGCUAUGAAUGAGUCAUUCGAGAACAUGAUCUUCUCGUCGUUUUUUAUGAACUCAUCCUUCUUAGCGCCAUCGUCUAGGUUUACUACACUCUUGGCUAUUACUACUUUGUCUCCCUUGCCGUAAAUAAUGGAGAAUUUGACGGAAAACCGAACGCCAUCACCGUGAACGCGUUAACGUCCAGCCAUCCCAACCGUCACCUUCCAUCACUACUCACGUGGGUGAAAGGGCGGGAAAGAUUCAGUACUCGGCCAAGUCUAUCCUCGGGCACAUUAGCACAGGCCGUCCGUUGUUUUUCUGAUCGCUGGCUCAUAAAGCAAAAUGGCGGUCAGUCAAUACGCGAGUAGAGCAGAAGUUUGGCUGGCUAAUGCGAGUUUUAGGAGCUCUUACAAAUUACCAGAACACUUCCACCCUAGCUUGUUCGUAAAAUGGUUCCCUGGACAUAUGGCGAAAGGUCUACGUGUUAUGGAGUCACUUGUUCGAAAAUGUGACUGUGUCAUUGAAGUGCAUGAUGCGAGAAUUCCUUUUUCUGGAAGAAAUCCAAAGUUUCGUGAAAAGUUAAAUGGAAGACCAAGUGUUCUUUUGCUAAACAAAAUGGAUCUUGUUGAGCCAGGCAAGCGUCAGGAGGUUCUAAAAAAAUUUGAGUCACAGGGAAUAAGAACAGUCUUUACUGACUGCAAGGCACAACAUCACUACUCUGCGAAAAGGAUUGUUCCAGCUGUUUUAGAUGCCGUCAAAGAUGCAGAAUAUGAGGGCUCAUAUAUCAGAAAGGAUCCAGAUAAGCCAUACCAUCUUCUGGUGUGUGGACUUCCAAACACAGGGAAAUCCUCGCUUAUCAAUGCUCUAAGAAGGACUCACCUUAGAAAAGGUAAAGGAACCAGAGUGGGGAAGUUACCAGGAAUGAGAACAGCAAUUCAAGAAAAUAUUAUGAUUAAUGAUGAGCCAAAGAUGUAUAUUUUUGACACCCCAGGUAUAAUGGCUCCUCACAUUCCAACUGCAGAAAUUGGUAUGAAGCUUGCAUCAAUAGGCUGUUUUAAAGACCAUAUGAUUGGGGAGGAUCUUAUUGCUGACUUCAUACUAUACACAUUAAACAAACGAAAGAAGUUAGAAUAUGUUCAGAAGCUUGGAUUGGAGAACCCAUCAGACAGUAUAGACUUUGUGCUACGACACAUGGCAACAGCCCAACAAUAUUUAAUAAAAGGUGACAGACCAGACUACUUAAGAGCUUCCAUCCAGCUCAUAUCAAGUUACAGGAAGGGCGAAUAUGGAUGUUUUAUGCUGGAUGGUUAAAAGGAUUUAAAAUUUUGGGUUAGAAGGAUUAGAAGGAAAAUCAUAUUUAUAUUUUUACACCAAUUAUUUAAAAAUUAUUGAAACACAAAUAAAACAUAGACGGCAGACUAGCCAUCAUCAGCCCCAUA
Messenger RNA from Nematostella vectensis (starlet sea anemone), 1484 nucleotides. Its product is annotated as mitochondrial ribosome-associated GTPase 1. Lineage: Eukaryota; Metazoa; Cnidaria; Anthozoa; Actiniaria; Edwardsiidae. Gene Ontology annotation, molecular function: GTP binding; GTPase activity. The transcript is spliced from 12 exons. Gene Ontology annotation, cellular component: mitochondrion. Bases 388 to 1356 code for a protein of 322 amino acids. The record is from RefSeq and is a predicted model, not a curated record.